AGGCUGACCCCACCUGUGUCCCUGUGACAGGCUGCUCACAGCUGCUGUCUGCUCAGAAUGCUGUGAGGAUUUCAGCCAGAACACAGCUUUGGGCGCAGUGCUCGGCGUUUGGGGCGGCAGGAGUUUCAGGAGCAGCGCAGGAUGGAGCGCCUGGCCUCCUUCGGCAAUGACCCCUUCGAUAAACCUCCAUGCAGAGGUUGCUCUUCGUACCUCACCGAGCCCUACGUGAAGUGUGCAGAGUGUGGGCCUCCUCCCUUCCUCCUGUGCUUGCAGUGUUUCACACGAGGAUUUGAAUACAAGAAACACCAAAGUGAUCACACUUACGAGAUAAUGACUUCAGAUUUCCCUGUCUUGGAUCCUAACUGGACAGCUCAAGAGGAAAUGGCACUGCUGGAAGCUGUGAUGGACUGCGGAUUUGGAAACUGGCAGGAUGUGGCCAACCAGAUGUGUACAAAAUCCAAGGAGGAGUGUGAGAAACAUUACAUGAAACACUUCAUCAACAACCCCUUGUUUGCAUCUACAUUGCUGAACCUGAAGCAGGCUGAGGAGGCGCAGCACAACGAAACAGCCAUUCCCUUCCACCCUGCUGAUGACCCCCCCCGGCCUACUUUUGACUCCUUGCUCUCCAGAGACAUGGCCGGGUACAUGCCGGCGCGGGCUGACUUUGUGGAGGAGUUUGACAACUAUGCUGAAUGGGAUUUGAGAGAUAUUGAUUUUGUAGAAGAUGAUUCAGACAUUUUGCAUGCUCUGAAGAUUGCAGUUGUAGAUAUCUACCAUUCCAGGUUAAAGGAAAGACAGCGAAGAAAAAAAAUUAUAAGAGACCACGGCCUAAUCAACCUCAGGAAAUUUCAGAUUUUGGAAAGACGAUACCCAAAGGAGGUUCAGGACCUUUACGAAACAAUGCGGCGCUUUGCACGGAUUCUGGGACCAGUGGAGCACGAUAAGUUCAUUGAAAGCCACGCAUUGGAAUUUGAGCUGCGAAGGGAAAUAAAGCGCCUACAGGAAUACAGAGCAGCAGGGAUCACCAAUUUCUGUAGUGCGAGAACGUACGACCACCUGAAGAAGACGAGAGACGAGGAGCGCCUGAAGCGCACCAUGCUGUCUGAAGUGCUGCAGUACAUCCAGGACAGCAGCGCGUGCCAGCAGUGGCUCAGCCGGCAAGCUGACAUUGAUUCCGGCCCGACUCCCCCAGCACCGAUCCCUUCCAAUUCCGGCAGACGGAGCGCCCCGCCACUGAACCUCACCGGGCUGCCAGGGACGGAGAAACUGAACGAGAAGGAGAAAGAGCUCUGUCAGAUGGUGAGGUUGGUCCCUGGAGCCUAUUUAGAAUACAAAGCUGCCUUAGUGAACGAGUGCAACAAACAAGGAGGGCUGCGGCUCGCGCAGGCGAGAGCGCUCAUCAAGAUCGAUGUGAACAAAACGAGGAAAAUCUAUGACUUCCUUAUCAGGGAAGGGUACAUCACGAAAGCCUGAGGAGCAGCACGGCACUCUGCUUGGAGCAAACAGACACGGAGAAGCUCUGAAGUCACUCUGACAGCACUGAAAGAUUUUAACAGUGUUAAAUGAAGGACAUUUUCUAUUGUUUAAAAUCUUUUGGACCUUUUUU
Messenger RNA from Meleagris gallopavo (turkey), 1606 nucleotides. The record is from RefSeq and is a predicted model, not a curated record. NCBI's taxonomy places the organism in Eukaryota, Metazoa, Chordata, Aves, Galliformes, Phasianidae.